CACCCGCCGCCGGGCCGCGCCGCGCCGGAGCUAGAGAUGAAGAAGUCCAAGGCGGCGGCGUCUGCGGCGGCAAGGCAUCCGAGCCACGCGGCGCAGAACGGCCACGUCCUGCCCUCCAAGCUCGCCAGGUACCUCGACCCCGAGGCAUCCUGGGACAAGGAUCAGCUGCUGGACGCGGUGCACUGGAUCCGGCAGGCCGUGGGGCUCGCGUGCGGCCUGCUCUGGGGGGCCGUCCCCCUCGUCGGCGCCUUCUGGAUCGCGCUAUUCUUUACUAUUUCCACCGUGAUAGUUCAUUUGUACUACGCGUAUUUGCUGAAGAUUGAUGAGGAAGACUUUGGAGGCCACGGCGCCCUACUUCAGGAAGGGCUCUUUGCCUCUUUCACCCUUUUCCUGCUUUCAUGGACUUUGGUAUACAGUUUGGUACACUUUUGAGAAAGCCCAUCUGCAGAAAUACGCCCGCCAUGGGAUUUUCGUUGUUCAUGUCAUUGUAGAUUGGCUAUCACGGAUGACGUAGACGGUGUAAGGUUACAGUACUACAGAACAGCACCAUCGAGCUAUUCCUGUAUCAAUUACUGUAACACGGAUAGAUUGUCCACACUCAGUGUAAUCCUGAUAGAUUUUAUUGAUACAUCCGAGUAAGUUGUAAAGUUUUACAGGCGAGGUGGUUUUCUCCUUGCAUGGCUGUCUCCA
Messenger RNA from Lolium rigidum, 690 nucleotides. RefSeq names its product respirasome Complex Assembly Factor 1-like. Gene Ontology annotation, biological process: mitochondrial respirasome assembly. The transcript is spliced from 4 exons. The record is from RefSeq and is a predicted model, not a curated record. The coding region runs from base 37 to 432 and encodes 131 amino acids. NCBI's taxonomy places the organism in Eukaryota, Viridiplantae, Streptophyta, Magnoliopsida, Poales, Poaceae.